CGUACCGGCGUACCACGUCAGAUUCAAGCGUAGAAGAAAGGAAAAUGUCGCUUACGAGCUUUCUACCGGCGCCGACCCAGCUAUCUCAGGACCAGCUUGAGGCCGAGGAAAAGGCGAGGGCGCAGAGGUCUCAGUCCACUGCACUGGUAUCAUCCCGCCGAGAACCCCCUCCAUAUGAACACAGGAAGGGAUGGGUGCCCCGCUCUCUGGAGGACUUCGGCGAUGGGGGAGCCUUCCCAGAGAUCCAUGUGGCCCAGUUCCCCCAGGAGAUGGCCAGGAAGAAGAAGACAUCCAACGCCCUGGCCGUCCAGGUGGACGCAGAGGGCAAGAUCAAAUACGAUGCCAUAGCCAGGCAGGGCCAGGGCAAGGACAAGGUGAUCUUCAGCAAGUACACAGACCUGCUUCCUAAGGAGGUGCUGAAUGACGACGCCCCAGAGCUGCAGAGGCCCGACGAGGAGGCCGUGAAGGAGCUAACAGAGAAGACCCGCUCAGCGCUGGAUAAGCAGGUGUCUCAGAAGAUUGCAGCAGCCAUGCCUGUGAGAGCAGCAGACAAGCAGGCGCCUGCUCAGUACAUCAGGUACACCCCGUCCCAGCAGGGCGUGGCCUUCAACUCGGGGGCGAAGCAGAGGGUCAUCCGCAUGGUGGAGAUGCAGAAAGACCCCAUGGAGCCCCCACGCUUCAAGAUCAACAAGAAGAUCCCUCGUGGGCCUCCCUCGCCGCCUGCCCCCGUCAUGCACUCCCCCAGCAGAAAGAUGACUGUGAAGGAGCAGCAGGAGUGGAAGAUUCCUCCUUGCAUCUCCAACUGGAAGAACGCCAAGGGUUACACCAUCCCACUGGACAAGCGCCUGGCUGCAGACGGCAGAGGCCUGCAGACGGUUCACAUCAACGAGAACUUUGCUAAACUGGCCGAGGCGCUGUACAUCGCUGACAGAAAGGCCAGAGAGGCUGUGGAGAUGAGGGCGCAGGUGGAGAAGAAGAUGGCCCAGAAAGAGAAGGAGAAGAAGGAGGAGAAGCUGAGGGAGCUGGCUCAGAUGGCCCGAGACCGCAGGGCAGGGAUCAAAGGGCACGGGGACAAAGGAGGGGAGGAUGGGGAGGCCCGAGAGCGCGAUGAGAUCCGCCAUGACAGGAGGAAGGAGAGACAGCACGACAGGAACAUCUCCAGAGCCGCCCCCGAUAAGAGGUCCAAGCUGCAGAGAGACCAGGACAGAGACGUCAGCGAGCUGAUCGCUCUGGGACAGCCCAACCCCAGGACGUCCAGCGAUGCCCAGUACGACCAGAGGCUCUUCAACCAGAGCAAGGGCAUGGACAGUGGUUUUGCAGGUGGGGAGGAUGAGAUGUACAAUGUGUACGACCAGCCGUUCAGAAGCGGCCGGGACAUGGCUCAGAACAUCUACCGGCCUGGCAAGAGUUCAGACAAGGACGUGUACGGAGACGACCUGGACACCCUCAUGCAGAACAGCAGGUUUGUUCCAGACCGUGAGUUCUCCGGUGCCGACCACGGGCCGCGCCGUGACGGCCCGGUGCAGUUUGAGGAGGACCCGUUCGGUCUGGACAAGUUCUUGGAGGAGGCCAAGCAGCAUGGCGGCUCCAAGAGGCCCUCCACCAGCAGCCGCUCCAAGGACUACGACCACGACAAGAAGCGCAGGAAGGAGUGAGGACUGGAGAGGGGCCUCCAGCCCUCCCUCGCAGGGAAGGGCAGCAGGGGGAUGAUUUUAAACCUGGGAGUUUGAGCCACCACCAAAAUGUGUCCAAUAGAAAUAUUGAUCUUUUUGCGGUCUGUUUCACAGCUUGUAUUUUUUUGUUAUUUAAAAAAAGCAAAAAAAACAAUUUGUUUUAUUUUUGUCAGUGGAGUGUAGUUCCAGGCUUUAGGUGAGUGUGGAUGUGAUCCAGGUUCUUGGGGAAUGCUGCACUGCAUUCUACCCCCUCCCAAGACCUCAGACAGGCUGUAUUCUUCACCUCUAGCUUCAUUAGCUUACUUUGUAUCCGCCCUCUAGUCACACAGGUAAUAGGUAACUAUCCUGCCUUUCCAUUGUUUUAAAUAAGUCCCCUUGUAUAUGUGUGGCUAAGCAAUAUUUGGGCCCACUGGGUAUUACAUAAGGCAUUCCUGUAAGUGAGGUGAAUUUCCCAGGUGUGAUUUAUAUGGUGUCUUGUCAGGAUCUCAUCUGAGACACAGGCUCUGUUUCUACUGGGAUACAUGAUGAACCAGCUCUAUAUCUCUUGUACAGUACUGCUACCAUGGAAUAAAUUUCGUUUUAUGGAGAAAA
This is a messenger RNA of Hypomesus transpacificus, 2264 nucleotides long. It is a transcript of the gene snw1, whose product is annotated as SNW domain containing 1. The record is from RefSeq and is a predicted model, not a curated record. Gene Ontology annotation, cellular component: spliceosomal complex. Lineage: Eukaryota; Metazoa; Chordata; Actinopteri; Osmeriformes; Osmeridae. The transcript is spliced from 14 exons. Gene Ontology annotation, biological process: mRNA splicing, via spliceosome. The coding region runs from base 45 to 1655 and encodes 536 amino acids.